Candidozyma haemuli is the source of this 2838-nucleotide messenger RNA. RefSeq lists its product as uncharacterized. Lineage: Eukaryota; Fungi; Ascomycota; Pichiomycetes; Serinales; Metschnikowiaceae. Gene Ontology annotation, cellular component: fungal-type vacuole membrane; endosome membrane; PAS complex. The transcript has a single exon. Bases 1 to 2838 code for a protein of 945 amino acids. Gene Ontology annotation, biological process: phosphatidylinositol biosynthetic process; positive regulation of kinase activity. The record is from RefSeq and is a predicted model, not a curated record.
AUGGCUGAACCACGCGUUUUGGAACCAGCCAUAAUAAAGGAUCUUUCCAAUCACAUAUAUGAAAGAAGAAAAGCUACCGCUUUCCAAAUUGAGGGCUUCACAAAGCAAGCAUUGGCCAGGAACGACUCGCCCACGAUCUCCAAAAUUAUAGCUGAAUUAACCGAACUUCUCGAUGGUGUCUCCACCUCAGCAACUAUGGGAGCCAUCACCGCCCUAGGAAGUGUCUCUGUGGCAUUGGGCUCGUUCGCUAUCGCAUACUUUUUAGAUGAUAUCGUUAGACCAAUCUUCCGUACCUUUAAAGAUACCGACGCCAGGGUGCGCUACUAUGCAUGUGAGUCCUUAUACAAUAUCUCCAAGAUCGCCAGGGGUGAGAUUCUCUUGUAUUUCAAUGAGUUGUUUGACAUAUUGUGUAUUUUGGUGACAGAUACUGAGUCGUCAGUGAAGAAUGCUGCUGAUAUCUUGGACAGAUUGAUUAAGGAUAUCGUGAGUGCCAAGUCUACCAACUAUGUAUCAAUUUUGCAACAAAAACCGGAAGAGACGACAGAUAUUGAAUCGAAUGUUCCUGGACCUGACGGAUUAAGGAUCCAGGUGAACAAUCCUCAAGAUGCACUGAAGGCUUUCUCGUUGCCCAAGUUCAUCCCCACACUAUUAGAACGGAUGUACACAAUUGACCCCUUUGCCAAAAAGUUUUUACUAAGCUGGUUGGAGCUUUUUGAUGAUAUCCCUUCAUUGGAGCUCCUCACAUUCCUUCCAAACUUUUUGGAGCCACUUGUCAGGUUCUUGAUGAACAAUUGUCCCUCUGAUGUCAGAGUGGAAACACACAAUCUUCUCAAUAUUUUCUUGAAGGAGAUCAGAAGCAUUUACAAGGUCAAAUAUGAUUUGAAAAAGAAGCAGCUUGCAGCUGACGUUACAGAGAAGCAAAAGAGUCAACAAAAUAAGGAACAAGAAGUGGAGGAGAAUAUGAAUGGCCUCAACAUAGAAAAUGAGCAACUGGCCACAGCAGAUGAUACUGCUUCCAUCAAGUCAAGCUCGACGACAGUCAUAAGAAGGCCAGCGAAGAAGAAUGAUGGUGAACGAGAGGGAGGUACCGGAGAGAACGAUAUUUCCCAAGGAGACGACUCUCUCUUUAUUGAUGGACAAGAUAUUUUCAUUGAUUGUCCACGUAUUAUUGACAUUUUGCUCUCAUUCCUCAGAUCAACCAAGACCAAUAUAUCACAAGACGUUAAAUUGAACGACUUGUCUGGUGAAUCGCAUGAGAUAUAUUUGGAGAUUCAGUCUACAGUUCUCAAAUGGCUUCAGGAGCUUGUGUCCAUUACCCCAACAAGCUUCUCCAAGUUUCUUCCUGAUUGUAUCGCCAUUAAUAUGCAUAAUAUUGCGUUGGCUGAUGAUAAUAAAGACUACGAGCUUAGGUCACAAUUCUUGAAGUUCAACCAAUCCCUUCAAUCUUAUUUGGUCAGGCUUAACCAAAGCGCUUCGGACGCUAAUGUUGAGCAUGCCGCCGAAAGCAAGACUCUGCCAACCGAGCUAAAUAUCAGUGAGAAUGACAUCGAGGGGCUCAACAAGGACGUCUUAGAAGAGUUCACUGAAUUAUACCUCAACAAGUCAUUGAGAAUGGUGAUGAAUGAAUGUCUCCAUAACGUUAACGAGCUUGCUCGUUUAACACUGUUGGAUUGGCUUACUUUCCUUUAUUCCAGCUAUCCGGAGAGCUUUUUUGAGCUUGGCGAGAAUGAGGAAAAUCACGAUAAGACCGACCGCUAUCUUUUCGACUUGACAGCACUUUUAAGAUCAUCAACCGACUCGAGUAAUGAUGUGAUCUCUAAGGUAUUGCUGUUAGCUUCCAAAAUUUCGGAAGACAACCAAGAGUUCUUUAAGGAAUUCAUGGUUAAAUUGAUUUCCUUCUUUGAAAAUGAUGGCGUGGAGAAUACUGGUAGAAUAGGCCAGUCAGAUGAAUCACCAUCAGGCCAGAACACGAUAUCAAGAGACAAGGUAGAAUUUAUCAUAAGGAGACUUUGUGUUUCUAUCAGUGCCGAAAAGAUCUUCCAGACUUUAUCCGAAGUCUUGGUAUCAUUAGAAGGGUUGAAUUUGGAGUUUAUUGGCAACAUCGUUGUCACCCUUAACAAUAUUUUGUUGACAGCCCACGAACUUCUGGGUCUCCGCCAGAAAUUGAAGAAUCUUGAUUUUCAGAGAAAUGAAGAUUGGACCUUCUUUUCCGCCUUAUUCCAGAGCUGGUGUCACAGCCCUGCUAGUGCAUUAUCGAUAUGUUUGCUUACAUCUAAUCACGAACUUGCAUUCCUCAUCAUCAAAUGCCUCGGUGAGCUGGAAGUAACGUUUCAGCUUCUCACGCAACUUGAUAUUCUUAUCCAGUUACUUGAAACUCCUAUCUUUUUGAAGCUAAGGUUACAACUUUUGGAACCAGAUAAGCAUCCUCACCUUUACAAGACACUUUAUGGUAUCCUUAUGAUAAUGCCUCAGUCAAGCACAUUCACCACCUUGAAAAAUAGACUUUCAACAGUGGCUCCAUUCCACGGUCAAAACAGCCCCGCUGGAUUGUCGUUGAAUACUCCAUCUUCUACCCCAGGUGCUAUCCCCACGUCAAACAGUGCUCAACUUUCUGCUAGACGGAAGAAAAUCCAUGAGUUGGCUGACAAGUUUAGCAAGGUUAAUGACAUACAUCAAGCAAACAGAUCAAGACGCCGUUUGCAAGAUUAUGUCAAGGUGGAGGAUCCUGUAAGGGAACAUUCAAAGCACCAGCCUGAGCCUUCUAUUGCGAGCACAGACCAAAAGGGUAUUGGAAGUUACUCUGGAAAGGACAACAAGCAAAGAACAUAUAAGAGAUAA